Messenger RNA from Corylus avellana, 2121 nucleotides. RefSeq lists its product as uncharacterized. Lineage: Eukaryota; Viridiplantae; Streptophyta; Magnoliopsida; Fagales; Betulaceae. Gene Ontology annotation, molecular function: protein binding. The record is from RefSeq and is a predicted model, not a curated record.
UACACAAGAAAAUCUUUUAAAUCCCACAUUCAUUCUCUCCCCCUCCAUCUCUCUCUCUCUCUCUCUCUCUCUCUCAGCCUGUUCCCAUUUUCCCUCUCUUUCUCAGACUUUGUUAGAGCAGAGGAAAAUGUAUUUCGGUUGACACACACACACGGAGAGAGAGAGAGUGGGAUUGGUUCUUCUUCUCUGCAAGAGCAACAAUGGCUUCUACUUCUCCAUGCCUGUCUGGUAGUGAAAAGAAGCACUGGUGGCUUACCAACAGAAAGAUGGUGGAGAAAUACAUUAAAGAUGCUCGCAAUCUCAUGGCGACCCAAGAACAGAGCGAGGUCGCUUCGGCGCUGAGCCUCGUCGACGCGGCUCUAGCGCUCUCGCCGCGGAUGGAGCAUGCCUUGGAGCUCAGAGCCAGGGCUCUGCUAAAUCUAAGGCGGUUCAAGGACGUGGCUGAUAUGCUCCAAGACUACAUUCCGAGCCUGAAAAUGGCGAACGACGACUCCGGUUCUCUGUCAUCUGAGAGCUCGUCUCAGCCGCUCUCGAGGGAGCGAGUCAAGCUUCUCGGCUCCGGCAACUCGUCCUCUGAGUUGCCGAGUCGAGAUCCUAGUUUUAAGUGCUUCUCUGUCUCGGACUUGAAGAAGAGAGUCAUGGCAGGUCUCUGUAAAAACUGCGACAAGGAAGGGCAGUGGAGGUACAUGAUUCUUGGACAAGCUUGUUGCCAUCUGGGGCUAAUGGAGGACGCCAUGGCUCUACUCCAGACCGGCAAGCGCCUAGCCACAGCCGCAUUCCGCCGCCAGAGUGUUUGCUGGUCGGAAGACAGCUUCUCCAUCUCCGCCACCACAGGCACCAGCGCCACCACACCCACCAGUCCACCACGCAAUGACCCAACAGACUCGGAGACUGUAAACCAGCUUCUCGCCCACAUUAAGCUUCUUCUACGCCGGAAGACCGCCGCGCUGGCGGCCCUCGACGCCGGCCUAUACUCCGAGGCCAUCCGCCACUUCACCAAGAUCGUUGACGGUCGCCGUGGGGCCCCACAAGGGUUCCUCGCCGAGUGCUACAUGCACAGAGCCUCUGCGUACCGCUCCGCCGGUCGAAUAGCAGAGUCUAUAGCUGAUUGCAAUCGGACUCUGGCUUUGGACCCAACUUGCAUUCAAGCUCUUGACACGAGAGCGUCUCUUCUUGAGACAAUCCGGUGCUUGCCGGACUGUUUGCAUGAUUUAGAGCAUUUGAAGCUUUUGUACAACUCGAUUCUCCGGGAUCGGAAGCUUCCCGGGCCGGCAUGGAAGCGACACAAUGUCCGAUACAGAGAGAUUCCCGGGAAGCUCUGUGCGCUCACGACCAAGAUUCAACAACUGAAGCAAAGAGUCGCUUCUGGGGAGACCGGGAAUGUGGAUUACUACGGUUUAAUUGGAUUAAGACGUGGGUGUUCGAGGUCUGAGCUUGAGAGAGGGCAUUUGUUGCUCUGCUUGAAGCACAAGCCCGAUAAAGCCAACAGCUUUAUCGAUCGGUGUGAGCUUGCUGAUGAUCGCGAUCUUGAUUCGGUGAAAGAACGAGCAAAGAUGUCAGCGCUGUUGCUCUACAGAUUGCUCCAAAAGGGUUACUCGAGCGUCAUGUCUACGAUCAUGGACGAAGAAGCGGCUGAGAAACAGAGGAAGAAGGCCACAACUGCAUUACAAGCAGCAGCACAAGCAAAGCCAAUCCAGCAAACCCAAGAACCCAAUCCGGAAACCGAAAUGAAUUCCUCUUCCAAGAAUUCAUCCUCUUCUUCUUCUUCUUCUUCAAACUCGUCGGUUUUCCAAGGGGUGUUUUGCCGGGAUCUUGCUGUGGUCGGGAAUUUGCUUUCCCAAGCUGCGUUUAACCGUCAAAUUCCACUCAAAUAUGAGGCGUUGAGCUGCUGAUCGCAUUGGUUGGGGGUAGAAAAUUCAAAUUUUACUUAUGAGAUGUUACCGGCAGGGGAAUCUCUGGUCCAUUUUUCUCUAUUUGUACAAAAUUAGGACUGCCGGAAAAUUUUGUCACCCUUUUUCUUAUUUAUUUUCCUUUUAUCUACGACUCUGCUUUUUAUGUACAGAAUUUCAGUACCGAAUUUUCUACUUUUGGUGUUAUGCAGCUUAAAAUUUUCAUUCUAAA